AUGGCUUGGAGGGCAGUGCCAGGACCCUGGGAGCUGCCGGGCAGUGAGAGUGAGAAGGAGAAGCUGGGCCGCGGGAUUGGACUCAGGGCGGGCUUCCUGGAGGAAUACGCGGAGCUGUGCUGUCUAACCCAGGAGAAGGGGCCGAGCGAGCUCCCCAUACAGGCCUCUGCGCGGACCGGCGCUGAAGGCGGCUCGCAGAGCGCGCGCGGCCGAGACUCGGACAGCGGAGGGGUGGAGGCCGGGGAAGCAGCAGCCGGCCUGGGAGUGGCUCCCGCGCCCCAACCACCCCCCUCCCGUGUGCACCGUUGUUUCCCCAACUCCGGGUGCCCGCGGCCUGUAAUUGGCUGUGGAGCGACGGCCCCCGCUAGGAUUGGCUGCUUGGGGCGGGGGGGCCGAGCCCCGAGGGCAAAGUCCGCCCCCGAGCCUUCAAACAAGCAGCCCCAGGCCGCGCCAGCAGACCAGAGGUAGUGCGGCUAAGCCGCUGACGCGAGCCAGACAGCUGGCGAAGAGUCGAGCGCGCGAGCGCAGAGGCACGGGGGCCGUCGGGCGCGCGUCUCUCCAGCCAUGGGGUCGGCAGCGCUGGAGAUCCUGGGCCUAGUGCUGUGCCUGUUGGGCUGGGUGGGCCUGAUACUGGCGUGCGGGCUGCCCAUGUGGCAGGUGACUGCCUUCCUGGACCACAAUAUCGUGACGGCGCAGACCACCUGGAAAGGGCUGUGGAUGUCAUGCGUGGUGCAGAGCACGGGGCACAUGCAGUGUAAGGUGUACGACUCGGUGCUGGCGCUGAGCGCCGAGGUGCAGGCGGCGCGCGCGCUCACCGUGGGGGCCGUGCUGCUGGCGCUUGUCGCGCUCUUCGUGACCCUGGCGGGCGCGCAGUGCACCACCUGUGUGGCCCCGGGCCCGGCCAAGGCGCGCUUGGCCCUCAGCGGCGGCGCCAUCUACGCGCUCUGUGGGCUGCUGGCGCUCGUGCCUCUUUGCUGGUUCGCCAAUAUCGUGGUGCGCGAGUUCUACGACCCGGCGGUGCCCAUGUCCAAGAAAUACGAUCUGGGCGCGGCUCUGUACAUCGGCUGGGCGGCCUCGGCGCUGCUAAUGUGCGGUGGUGGCCUCGUGUGCUGCGGCGCCUGGGCCUGCGCCGGCCGCCCAGACCUUGGCUUCCCGGUCAAGUACUCUGCGCCGCGGCGAUCCACCGCCGGCGGCGACUACGACAAGAAGAACUACGUCUGAGGGCGCCGUGCAC
Messenger RNA from Trichechus manatus latirostris (Florida manatee), 1234 nucleotides. RefSeq names its product claudin 5 (gene CLDN5). NCBI's taxonomy places the organism in Eukaryota, Metazoa, Chordata, Mammalia, Sirenia, Trichechidae. Gene Ontology annotation, molecular function: structural molecule activity. The record is from RefSeq and is a predicted model, not a curated record. The transcript is spliced from 2 exons. Gene Ontology annotation, cellular component: bicellular tight junction; plasma membrane. Gene Ontology annotation, biological process: cell adhesion; bicellular tight junction assembly.